Centruroides sculpturatus (bark scorpion) is the source of this 495-nucleotide messenger RNA. RefSeq lists its product as uncharacterized. The record is from RefSeq and is a predicted model, not a curated record. The transcript has a single exon. NCBI's taxonomy places the organism in Eukaryota, Metazoa, Arthropoda, Arachnida, Scorpiones, Buthidae. Bases 1 to 495 code for a protein of 164 amino acids.
AUGGUCGUCACUUACGUUACUUUGGCGACAUCAAGCGUCUGCUACGUCACAUUGGCAACAAUAGGUGUCACUUACGUUAGUUUGGUGGACAUUGGCAUCAAUUACGUCAUUUUGGCAACUAUAAACGUCACCUACGUUAGUUUUUCAACCAUAUGCGUUACUCACGUCACUUUGGCGCCCAUAAGCGUUUAUUACGUCACUUUGGUAGCCGUAUAUGUCAUAUACGUCACUUUGGCAACCAUUGGCGUCAAUUAUGUUACUUUGGCGGCCAUAAGCGUAAAUUACGUCACUUUAGCAGUUAUAAACGUCAAUUGCGUUAUUUUGGCAAAAAUAGACAUAAAUUACGUCACUUUAGCGGCAAUAAACGUCACUUACGUAACUUUGGUGGCCAUAAGCGUCAAUUACGUCACUUUUGCGGCCAUAGUCGGCACUUACGUAACUUCGGCAACCAGAAGCGUAUGUUACAUCACAUUGGCGGCAAUAGUUGUGAUUUAA